UAGCCAACGCUAACUCGUUUGUGUCUGUUUUAAAAAUAUUAGUAAAUAUGCCUCAAAAAUCAGACUGGGUCUUUUAAAGUUGCUCUUUAUUUGCGACUGUUAUGCCAUUUGCGAAUGGGAACCGGUAGUUUACGUCCGAACUGUGGGAAUUGUAGUUUUUCUUCUAAGUCGCGGUUUUUACGUCACUUUUCGACAAUGUAGCUAGCUAGCAGCAUAUCGCAACAGAAACAGCGCAGCAUGUGAGAGUUUCUUACUGUUAAACGAGGAGAUAUUGACUCCAAAAUAAUGGCGGCCUUGUUGCUUAUCCCAUGUUAGAUAAACGAUGCUUUGUAGUUCUUCGUGAGCCUUCUGGUUUAGCUAAUGUUUCUCGACUUCACGUUUGGUUCAACUUAUCGUCAGCAGAUCGGAAGUUUUGGGAAUCACUGUCCCUGUGUCCAUCAGGGAUGGCGGGGGUGAGAUGUGGAGAUGACGUCUCAGAGUACCUGAGCCAGAACCCGCAGCUGGCCCAGUGGAUCGAGUCGUUCCGGGGCUACUGUGAGACCAACAAGCAGUGGUCUGCUCGGAGGGAGUUCAUCCUGAGGAACAUGGAGGCUUUCCCCACGGUGAAGCCGGGGACCUGCAACAGCAGUUUGGACAGGCUGCUGUCUCUGUCCAUGGUCUGGGCCAACCACGUCUUCCUCGGCUGCAGUUACCCGCAGGCCGUCAUGGACAAGAUCAAGGAGAUGGGCGAGGGGAUCGCCGUCCAGGACCCGCCGGUCCACAAAACGACGAAAGACGGAAUCACUGCCAGAGGAAAGCGCAGCGCCCCAGACGACGGCGACCCCGAAGGCUGUGUGAAACGGUCCAGAACCGAGGCCGACGGCCGGCCGUCCGGGAGAACGGCGGCGCGAUCUGCCGUCCAGAAGUCCGGGCCCCCGCCUCAGGCUCCUGCGGAGCAGCAGCCCUUCUUCAACCGCCUCUACAAGGCCGUGGCAUGGAAGCUGGUGUCAGCCGGCGGCUUCGGCCCCAACCUGGACCACUUCGAGAUCCUGCGCAGCUGUGUGGAGUCGUGCAAACAGACGGUGACAUGCGUGUUCGUGCCGCUGAAAGACAUUGCGGGCCUCCCGGCGGGACGCACGCAGAAGGAUGGCCACGUGUGCGAAAUCCGCUGCCAGACCGUCUACAUGGGUACAGGCUACGGGCGCGACGAGGCGGCCGCAAAGGCCAUGGCUUCCAAAGAGGCGCUGAAGGUGUUCCAGGGCCGGAAAGUGACGGUAAAGAUCUGCAGGCGGCGCUACAGAGGCAGGGAGGUGGAGGACCUGGUGCUGCUGGACGAGCUGCCGCGGACUCAGGGCUUCCCUCCGGCGCUCAGCUACCCGUUCCAGGACGAGCCGCAGGACGAAGGUCCAGACUGUUAGCCAAACCUGAUGCAUCUUAGAAUAAAAGGAAAGCGCUAAAUUUACACACAAAAAAAGGCUUCUUAACUGAUUACGAGCAGUAAUGAGCGGCCAUGUUGCCGGCUUCGUUGCUGCUGAUUUUUAGUCGAACCUUUGACUCAGUUGAAAUAAAACUGUCACUUUAACUUUAGUUUCUGAACAGUUUUAGUGACAGGAAGCAUCCAAACGAAGCAGAUUAGAAAUGCUACUAUUUCCAGUAAACCCUUUAAUUUUAGGGUUGCUUUUCUCAACCUUCUCUAUUGCACUUUAAGUUAUUUUUGACCAGGACCGGAGCUCUAUGCACUGCAACAACACAAAAUCCUACCAAGUAUUUUUGUCUAGCUUAUGGAGCAAAUAUUUUAGUGCACUUGAAAAAAAGACUAAAAUAAUUUAGAAUUAACUUUUCAGCAAAAUGUAGAAGCUUAUUCCUCAAAUUAUUUACUUAAAAUAAAUAACUGAAUUAUUUAAUUCUUUAAAUAAGGAAUUAGUUAAAUUGGAAUUUCUUAUUUUCUUGAAUAAUUAAAUAAAUAUUUAAAUAACUACUUAUUUAAAUAUGUGAGUAUUUAUUAAAGGAAGUAGUUAUUUAAAUAAUUAUUUGAAUAUUAAUGAUUAUUUCAAUUAUUCUAAAACAUUAUUGAACCAGUAAUUUAAUUAUUUAAAUAGAUACUUUAAAACAGUUAAAUAUGAGCAGAAAAAAUUUACAUAAUUAUUUAUUAAAAUAAUUUUCUUGUCAUAAGAAAAAAAGUUUAUCUGCCAGAACUUCUACUUUUUCAUUAUUUUUAAGGAAUUGUUUCCAAAAAACAAGCUGAAAAGUUACUUUUAAGUUGUUUCUUUUAUUUCAAGUCUAUUAAUGUUUUGCUGUAGAAGUUAGAUCAGAAAUACUCUUAAGAUUUUGUGUUUUUGCAUUGUGGAGGUUUCUGGUGCUGCUGAAGUUUUUUUUUUUAAAGUUUUAAUAAAAAAUAGGACCUAUAGGUGCAAACAUUUGUGCUGAAUUGAGGGUCUCCAGUCAUUUCCCAGACUCCUGCAGUAGCUAUGUGUCUGUACAGCGAACAGUUAAACUCUGUGGCUUUUAUUUGAUUUUCAAGAUAAAACUUUUGCUGAAGUUGUUGAGGUUUGUGAUGUGCAACAUGUUGAACUGGAGGGAUUUACUUUGAGAGGGUAAAAGUGCUGCUGUGAAGUUUGUUUUUUGCUUUUUGUGGCUCUUGUUCCAGUCCAGGUUGAUGCUGAGAGGAGCGUCUCCCCAGUUGGUGUAUGUUUGUUUGCACAUGCGUUCCUGUUUCUACAUAUUUUUAAAUAAAAUUUAAUCGAGAGCGUUGAGCAGUUCUGGCUUUUCCAGGCUGGUUUUGAGCAACUUGUGUGUUUUUGGAUUAAAAAGAGAAUUAUUAACAAACUUUGUUGAUCACUGGACUUUUUCAUGAAGUAGAUUUAAAGAAAAAUAACAUUCAUUAUUCAGUUAACUAGAAAUGAAAACUUUUUUGCAUUAAUCAAAUAAUGAAAAUGUAAAUUAGGUUUUGAAAUUUUAAAUGAUAGUAAAGCAAUGUUUAUGUGUAAAAAAUAAUUUUUUGUUUGCUUGAUUUGGAAAAACUAUUCAUUUGCAAUUAAUUUUAAUUGCAGCAGUUUUUCAGUUAUUCAGUGUUUAAAAUUAAAUUUAGAAAAAGAAGAAAAAAUAGCCCAAAAGGUUGCGGUCAGUCUGACUGUCAAACUUGUUCUGUUUAACUUCAAACCUGAGUCUAAUACAAUUAAUAUUUGUAUUUUAGGUACUUUGUGUUACUUUUGACAAUAAAAACAAAUUUGAUGUAAAUUACA
Poeciliopsis prolifica (blackstripe livebearer) is the source of this 3221-nucleotide messenger RNA. It is a transcript of the gene cdkn2aip, whose product is annotated as CDKN2A interacting protein. Lineage: Eukaryota; Metazoa; Chordata; Actinopteri; Cyprinodontiformes; Poeciliidae. Gene Ontology annotation, cellular component: nucleolus; nucleoplasm. The transcript has 4 exons. The record is from RefSeq and is a predicted model, not a curated record. Bases 309 to 1397 code for a protein of 362 amino acids.